Pyricularia grisea is the source of this 1404-nucleotide messenger RNA. RefSeq lists its product as uncharacterized. NCBI's taxonomy places the organism in Eukaryota, Fungi, Ascomycota, Sordariomycetes, Magnaporthales, Pyriculariaceae. The record is from RefSeq and is a predicted model, not a curated record. The transcript is spliced from 2 exons. Gene Ontology annotation, cellular component: nucleus; chromosome, centromeric region. The coding region runs from base 105 to 1307 and encodes 400 amino acids. Gene Ontology annotation, biological process: mitotic cell cycle; mitotic sister chromatid segregation; kinetochore assembly.
CCCCCCUCCAACGAAUCGACAAAGCACUUUGCGCCAACUCAAGUAUACCCCGGCCAGGAUACCAAAAAAAACCAUAUCGACAAUAAAAUCAGGUGGCUAAAGAAAUGUCAUCGUCAACUAGCUCAGAAACACAACUCUUAGCGGAGCACUUUGGCUACCCUCCAGUCAGUCUCCUAGAUGAUAUCAUCAACAGCAUAAACAUCCUGGCCGAGCAGGCCCUCAACAGCGUCGAGAGGGGCCUGCUCGCCGCCAAACCCGCCAGCCUGGGAUUCCGCGCACCGCCGCCCCCGUCGAAAAAGACCAAGCACAAUGCGACGACAACGGCCGCAGCAGAAGACGCUCCCCAGCCGUCUCCCGAGGAGGCGCAGAGGCACGAGGUGGAAAAUGGCACCCACCAGCUCGAGACCCUGCUGUGCGCGAGCAUCGAUCGCAACUUUGACAUCUUUGAGAUCUGGGUCAUGCGCAAUAUAUUAACUGUGCGACCCGACGACCGCGACUGGAUCAGGCUGUCACACUAUGAAGGGUUGGACUUCUCGGCCGCAAGUAAAAGGAGGAAAGCUGCAGGGACGGAACCCGGUCAUGACGGAGCAAUGGAUACUGAGGGCGCGGAGGGCGAGAAAGAGCCGACCAACCAGCCAGGGGCCGGCGGCGAAGAUGGGAACCCAGACGCGGCAGAAACAGGGAGCGACGCACCGACACUAGCGUCCGUGGCCCGACUCCGCCGCCGUCUCCAGGCCAGCCAGAAGCUCAACGUGAUGCUGCAUGCCGAACGGGCACGGAACGCCAAGCUUCUCGAGGAGCUUCGGGAGUUCCUCCAUGGCGCAUCCGGACCCGCUGCCGUCAAAGUGGAAACCGGCGAGAGCCAAAACCAAACAAACCUGGCAUUCCUCCGAAGCAAGGGAGACCUCACAGUCGGCGACGCCGAGACACCCUUGACGACGACGACGGCGUUCAGCCUCUCCCAGCUGCAAGCCCUCCGUGCGCUUUCGACCUCGCUGCGAACCAUGAUGCCGGAUCUUGUGCAGAGCACUAGUGGCGCAGAUCAAAGUGAUACCAAGAAGAGCUGGAGGACCGAGAGACUCGAGUACGUCGAGGGGUCGACGCGGAGGCACCUCGAGAACGUCAGAGGACUAGAGCUGGGGGCUAGUGGCUAUGUACGUGACGGCGAGUGGCAAGGUGAAGGGAGGAGUCUUGCAAAAGGUGAGGUUGAAGGGCUGGAAAGAAUUGCCGGUGUUCUCGGAGCUAAACCGAAUAAUGGUGUUCGGAAACCAGAAACCGGUACAGCGGAUGCUAUGGACGAGUCUUGAUGGUUGUAAUGUGUCGGUAUGUGAUGAAUAAUGAAGCUCAACGGAAAGCGAUAUCUGAUCUUGCAUUUGAAAAAGAAAAAAAAAAUACAUGUAAUCA